Asparagus officinalis (garden asparagus) is the source of this 1449-nucleotide messenger RNA. RefSeq lists its product as uncharacterized. The transcript is spliced from 6 exons. Lineage: Eukaryota; Viridiplantae; Streptophyta; Magnoliopsida; Asparagales; Asparagaceae. The coding region runs from base 1 to 993 and encodes 330 amino acids. The record is from RefSeq and is a predicted model, not a curated record.
AUGACCAAGAAUGCAGAGGACUUGGAGAAAAGGCUAGAAGAACAACAAGCUAUUCUUCUCCAACAACAAGAAACUAUCAAGCUCAUGAGGGAGACGAUAGAAAAACUCCUCAAGAAAAGGGAGAAGAAGAAAAAGAAAAGUAAAGAUAUGGAGAGGCUCUUCAUGGUCAGAUUCUUCAAUGAUGACACGAAGGUCUCAAAGGCCACUCUCAUCAAGAUAUACUGGAACAAUCUCUCCAUCAACAUACUAUUCAAAAUGGAUGCUCUUGAAGCUUGCACAUGGAAAGACUUGAUCUGGCAAGGAGAACAAGUUAAAAACAUGCUCAAAAGGUUAGAUGCUAAAGAUCCACGUGAAUUUCGUCCUAGAAGAUGGGGUAACCAAGGCAACUUUACCCCUCUGACACAUUCAAAGGGGAAUGAUACUUUGACAGUGGAAACCACUUCCUCGCCCAAACCCUCUUUAAGGCAGAAGGAAUUCAUCUUCUUCCUCCAAACCUCCUCCAUUGUUUUUCUUUCAAGAGCUCCAUACCCCAAAGAAAUUCGGUUUUUUGUAUGCUCCUUCUUGGCCGAAAAUUUUCACUUUUCACUAGGGUUUCUCCCUCCACCUUCAAGCUCGGAUCUUGACUCUUGGAUUGGGGAUUUCAAGCCUCUUGAUUUGGAUUUGCAAUGUCUCCGCGUCGAUCUCGUCCCCGGAGGAGCCGUUCUCGUUCACAGCAUAGUGAGGAGGAGGUCCCCACGACAUCCUCUCCCGCGGCUUCAUUUUUCGGGGUGGAAUUUCCCGCGGGUAGCCUUCCUCCUCACGCCAACACCGGAUGUAGUCGGGAGGUUUUCUCUUCCGCUACUCUUAGGCAGGCUGUUGGCCCACUUCCUCGGUUCGACGGGGAUCGUCCAAAUGACUCUUGCCGUUCGAUACAGGAAGGAGGGCGCCAUUGCUUGCGCCAACUUAUCACAGAUGCCUCCUUCACCCCUGAUUCUACUUCCACUCAGGUUCUAAAGAAGCCGGGUUUUCUAUUUGGAGAUCAUGUCAGGGAUCCUGCCACGCUGACUCUUUGUGAGGAGCAUUGGUUAACUCUUGACGGUGGAGCCUGUUUGUACAUCCCUUCGAUUCCACGCCACUAUUCUUUCAGUCAUUUGAAGGGGCAAGCCGUGGACCGGCAGAUGUCUUGGCAUCUUACUGAAGAUGCUGAUCGGGUUCAAUGCGGAUAUGCUACUCACCAUAAGACUCCUGGCUCUGAGGGGUAUCAUGACGUGCGUGGUCUACGACCCGGGAUCAUGGGUCUUGAUACUGCACCCCCAGGCGAGGUGUCAGCUGCUGCUCCGACUGUGAGCAACCGUCUGGCUCUUCUUGGGAGACAGUUACCCCCAUCGGAGUACAGAUGUUAUGGCUGGGCUUCCUCCCUAGCCAAAGGGUGGUGGGCGCGCAUGACUGGUUUCGUCUUGGCGCGCUGGG